GAAUCUCCAGCUCUGCAAGAAUUGCAAGAUAAAAAGGGAACCACGGAGCGGCGCAGAGCGGGCCGGCGGCGGAUGGCAGCACCAUGUCACCGGGCAGCGGGGUGAAGAGCGAGUACAUGAAGCACUACCGGGAGCCGCGCUGGGACGAGUACGCGCCGUGCUACCGCGAGCUGCUGCGCUACCGCCUCGGCCGCCGGCGGCUGGAGCAGGCGCACGCGCCCUGGCCCUGGGAGGCCUGGGGCCCGGACUGCGCCUCGGACGACUCGGCCUCGUCGUCGGCGUCGGGCCCCGAGGAGGAGGCCUCGGAGGCCUCGGCGCGUGAGGAGCCUGAGCGGCCUGUUGGGGAGCGGGGCGCGGAGGCCGGGGACGAGCAGGACGCGGCGCAGCCAUUUGAAGAACAGCAAACCAGAGAGGAGGAGACGGACAGGUUACCCGCUGGUGUCAAACCCCGACAGCAACCAAGUGCCUUAUUUGCUAGAGGAAGUAGGAAAGCCGUCAGAAGCCCCCAAAGAUCAUCCACUAAAAUAAAAGGAAACAAGCACCCCUUUGCUCUUUACGGCUGGGGAGAGAGGGAGACAGACACGGGAAGCCACAAGACCCACAACGUCUGUGCCUCUGCCUCGGUGCAGGAGAUUCACGAGUCGGCGCUGCGGGCCCGGAGCAGGAGGCAGGAGGAGAAGAGGAAGCUGGCUGCUCAGCGGCAGCAUGCGCACUCGGUGGAGGGGCAGAGGGGCAGGACAGCGAGGGCCCCCCCUGCAGAGAACCCCUGGGUGACAGAGUACAUGCGCUGCUUCUCAGCAAGGGCCUAGAGCUCCCCAGGGGCCAGUCUGUCUGUGACCCGGAUCUGGCCGAGAGACCUUGACCAUGCAGGGCCUGGUCCUGUCGUGAAUCUCAUCACCUACGUCAGCAGCAGCAGGGCAGAAAGCUGAAGCCACAGACACUUGGUUACUGUGAAGACAAGCCCCAGGCCCCUGGUAUUCUUGUUAGAGUUGUGUCUGAGCAUCUUAGCUUUGAGCUACUGACACCAGAUGCCUUUAAACAACUUAUGAGGCUUCCGUCCCCCUCUAGGUGGCACAGGUGGGAUGUGUCACCCACCUUCGGGGCCUUCAACUCACACUUGUGAGGUCCUUGUCCUGCACAAGAUUUGUGUUUACCGACACAUGUGGUUUCCUUUGUGAGAGAGUAUCCAGCAAGUAUCACUCCGUGACCUUGGGCCCAGUUCUCCCCAGGAUCUAGCGUCCAUCUGUGGUGAAGCAGGGCUGUGAUGGCUACUGCAGGUACAGAGGUGCUUGUGUUUCAGCUCACACCAACCUUCACGCAGGUCGUGUGUUCACGAUUGGGCUGGCGAGGCCUGGCUUCUCUGGAUGAUCUCCUGGGUGCUCCCUCAGCAGUUUAAUAGCCACACACAUUCCAGUAGACAAGGCCACUGUGUGUAGGUGGUUAUGCAGUUGCUGUGAGCCAGUUCACCUCUUUAAUGCUGUAGCAUUUCUCUUCAGAACAUAUAAGAUACAGCUGGCCACGGUUACAGGCUGUGGAUUCUAGCCUCUUCUGCAGCAGCUGGCAGGACAUGUAGAAUUCGUGCCCUGGAAUCACAUGGAAUGAACAGACACUCUGAGACACUGCCCACCUGCCUUCUCCACUCUUCCUUCUGCAGAACUUGGUCUUGAUGGUUUGUGGUGUUCCUGCUUCAGGUUGAACUGAUUGUUUGGUUCCUGGCCAGCAGAUCUUACCUACACCUUACAGGAGCUUAGGGGCCGGAGCGCAUGCAGCUGUGUCUCAGCAGGGCUGAUCCUUUUGUGCAUUUGCCUCUAGGAUGGAAAAUGGUCUUCACAUUUAUUUCUCAGGUGCUGGGUGGGUCUCCCUGCUGACGAGGCCUGUCCAGGAAAGACGAGGGCAGGUGCUCUAGGGGACCGAGCAGGACCUGCAGCUUAGCCCCUGCGGGCGUGAGUGGAAAGUUGGUGUUGGACUUGAGGCUUGACAUGCCUGGGUUUUCACUCAAGGUCUCUCAAGUCCGCUGGCUCUUAGCACACAGACUGGUCUCACUCCACAUAAAUUCACCAUCUUGUCACUGUGUCGAACCGUGAAAGUGCCUCUUAGAGCCUCCUGAGUGCUGUAGUCCUGAGGCGAGUCCUCUAUGGAGAGCGUGCCUUGUCGUGGAGGAGUGUGCUUACCAAGAAGAAGUUCUACAUGGUGUCUGACACCCUGGCUAUGAGUUCUAGUGAACUUUGAUUUAACCAGUCACACAUCUUCAAACGCUGUGAGAACCUGUGGGUCACAGAACCCUGGCAUAGUGAUAGUGUGGCUCAGGUGGUUUCACCCACUGGCUGAGCAUCAUGUUGCAUCUGACUGUGUUGGAAAGUCAGCCGGGCAUGGCACCUGGCACCCCACUCCUCCAGCCUGUGUCUGCUGGAUGUCUAGGAAACACACUUGUCUGUGCGUUUUCCCCAACUCCAGGCCUGGAAGGCAGAUUGGCAAGUCUCCCUUCUUUAUAAGUGAAGAUGGAUGGACAAGGUAGUUAAGGGACUUCUCAUGUGCAUGAACAACCAGUGGCUGAGUGUGGUAGCUGUGGUCCCUCCUGUCUGAGCCCUCGAUGGUCGAGAUCCUCCUCUUCCCUUUUCUCAAGGGCACAGUUACCUUUUGAGCCUAUGAAUUUUAAAAAAUUGUGACAAUGUGACAUUCCUACUUUCUUCUUUUAAUGGGAACUGAUGUGGUGGUGAUCAUGUUCCUAAUUCUUAGGACAUGUUGCAAGACAGGGAGAUAGUGUAAAGCUGCCUUCAGGUUGGAAAAGUAGAACUGGUUGGACCCAGUGUUAUUUAAAUGCUACAUAAAGUCUUUUUUAAACUUUGGCUUUAAGUUCUUAUUAAAAUAAUUUGCCAUAAAAAAGGGAACCACGUAUAUACUAUACAUAAAAGAUUAGCAUGUAUGUAAUCUUCAAUAAAAAUAAAAAUCAGAUACCAAUAUAUAAAACCUAAACUGUAGAACUCAUGAUUAAGAAAAUGGGUUAAGAAAACUAAGAAGGAGACUGUCAAUGUCACAUCCCUAUAAUCCCAGAGGCUCUGGAAGCUGAAAUGGGGGGAUCAUGAGUUCAAAAGCCAGCCUCAGCAACUUAGUGAAGCCCCAAGCAACUUAGCAAGACCCUCUUUCAAAGUAAAAAAAUAAAUGAAUAAAUAAAAAGGACUGGGAAUAAGUGACUCAGUGUUUAAGGUUUAGUCCCUGAUAUAAAUAAUAAUAAUAAUAAAUAUAAUAAAGGAAGAAGGUCUAGGGGCAAACUCUGUGAUAAAGCACCAAAAGAAUAAAGAGUACAGUUCUGGUGUGGGGCAAGUUGUCGGGGACUAGAAGGAAAUUCUCCUUCAAAGAUUAGCCUGACAGCCCCCUGGGAGACAUCCUGCCUGGGAGGCAUCCUGCAGCUACCUAUCUCCCUGGAACAUCCUCUGGUUAUCAGGAUCAUC
Messenger RNA from Ictidomys tridecemlineatus (thirteen-lined ground squirrel), 3449 nucleotides. Its product is annotated as centriole, cilia and spindle-associated protein. NCBI's taxonomy places the organism in Eukaryota, Metazoa, Chordata, Mammalia, Rodentia, Sciuridae. Gene Ontology annotation, biological process: regulation of mitotic spindle assembly. The record is from RefSeq and is a predicted model, not a curated record. Gene Ontology annotation, cellular component: axon; spindle; cytoskeleton. Gene Ontology annotation, molecular function: microtubule binding.